UGGACGCGGGCGAAGAGAGCCGGGAUGGCCGAGGGCAGGGGGCUUGCCGUCACGCUGUGCUCGGAGCGGUUUGGCUCCGGGACGGCCCGGGGGUGCCGCGCCGCCGCUGACGGGAGCCUGCAGUGGGAGGCCGGGGCGUGGCGCUGGUGGGGGCUCUCCGGGGCCUUCUCGGUGAAACUCGCAGGACGAGAUGGGGGCAGAGGGGGAACUCCUGGGACCGCCUCUUCACCUCUCUCCGGUCUCCUGGCUGUGUUCCUGCCGCAGGGCUUCCCUGACAGCGUCAGCCCCGACUAUCUGCCGUACCAGUUGUGGGACUCCGUGCAGGCCUUUGCUUCCAGCCUCUCGGGCGCCCUGGCCACCCAGGCAGUCUUGCUGGGCAUAGGGGUGGGGGAUGCAAAAGCCUCUGUUUCAGCUGCCACGGCCACCUGGCUUGUGAAAGAUUCGACUGGCAUGCUGGGCCGCAUCAUCUUUGCUUGGUGGAAGGGGAGCAAACUGGACUGUAAUGCCAAGCAGUGGAGGCUUUUUGCUGACAUCCUCAAUGAUGUAGCCAUGUUCCUUGAGAUUAUGGCUCCUGUACUCCCAAUCUGCUUCACCAUAACUGUCUGCACCAGCAACCUGGCCAAGUGCAUUGUGAGCGUGGCUGGCGGGGCUACUCGGGCUGCACUGACCAUGCACCAGGCCCGGAGAAACAACAUGGCUGAUGUGUCAGCCAAGGAUAGCAGCCAGGAGACACUGGUGAACCUGGCAGGGCUCCUGGUCAGCCUCUUGAUGCUUCCCCUGGUGUCAGAUUGUCCUAGCGUCAGCCUCGGAUGUUUCUUUUUCCUCACUGCCCUCCACAUCUAUGCCAACUACCGGGCAGUCCGAGCCCUUGUCAUGGAGACCUUGAAUGAAGGCCGGCUCUGGCUGAUCCUAAAGCACUUCCUUCAGAAAGGAGAGGUGCUCAGCCCCACUUCAGCCAAUCAGAUGGAGCCACUGUGGACAGGUUUCUGGCCAUCUUUGUCUCUGUCUCUUGGGGUCCCCCUGCACUGCUUGAUUUCCACUGUCUCUGAGCUGCAGCAGCUGAUUGGGGGGCACCAAGAACCCUACCUCCUUCACUGGGACCAGUCACGAAACCAGGUACAGGUAGUUCUGAGCCAGACAGCAGGCCCUGAGACAGUCCUAAGAGCUGCCACGCACGGGCUGGUGCUUGGAGCCCUGCAGGGAGAUGGGCCUCUCCCAGGAGAGCUGGAGGAGCUGAGGAACCAGAUGUGGGCAGGUCCUGAGAAAGACAGCUGGGCCAUUGUCAAGGAGACACACCAAGUACUGGACAAGCUGUUCCCAAAGUUCUUGAAAGGACUACAGGACGCUGGCUGGAAGACUGAGAAGCACCAGCUAGAGGUGGAUGAGUGGAGAGCCACAUGGCCCCUGUCUCCAGAAAAGAAGAUGUUGUGAGCAGUCCAGAAUGAGGCCCAGGAGCCAAGAGCAAGGAUACUGGCCACAGCAGAAUGUGUGAAAGGCUACUUUAUUUUUGCUUAGGCGAAGUGCUGCGGCAGGUUGGCCAGGGUCCCGUGGGAAGUGACUGUCAGUUGGGUGGACUGGGCCCCAGGCAGCGACAAGAUUGAGAGAGGGGGAACUAGGGCCGUCCCUGCUCCUGCCCCACCCUCUUCUUAUAGGGCCCCCACCCCACUCCUUGUAAAGCUGAGCCCUGGCCUGGUUGUGGCUCAUGGUAUCCAACAUAGUUGCCUCAGGCAUAAAAGCCCCAGAGGAAAAUGGCCACAGCCAUCAUGAGCAGGGCAUUGAGGUUGACCACACGGGCCCAACUUGGGUCCUCACUGAUGUCCUCCAGCCGCCUGGCUGCUGCAGCAGUCUCUUCCUGAGUAGGGGGUGGGGAACUGCCUGCCCCACCCCUGCUCAUUCCACAGAACCAAAACAGGCACUGGCGGAAUAGACCUGUUGCCAGGGGCUGGGGCUCUGGGAGAAAUUAAGGCCCUGCAGUUAGUGGGAGGGAACGUGGCUCCCUAGCCCCGCCUCCUCGGCAGUGCCUUACCCUCCAUCUCCACUGCGUGCUCUGGGCGCCCAUUCUGUAGAGGGAGUGAGGUUGGGCCUUGCAGCCCCUCAUCCACAUCCAGGUCCUCUCGAUCCUCCUUGCUGUGCCGGAGACUGAAGACCAGGCGGUGGAGCUGGGGAGGGGUAGGAGCAGGGACCAGGUGGGAGUUCUGUUUCCCCGCCGUAGGCCCUAGUCUCUUGUCCACACUGGCCAAACAACCCCCUCAGUGUCCGCCCUAGCCUCCCUCUGUGCAGCUUGCACACCUAGCCUAGGCUCAGCUCAUUUUAACAACCUUCCAAGGCUUCCCUUAGUCUUCAGGCUAAACUGAAGCACCUCAGCGGGGUAUUUAAAAAUGCUGGACCUGUUCUCCCCUCGUUUCAUCACCCCAAGAGCCCUGUCUACACCCAGAAUUGUAGUAGCAUUUGAGACUAGUGUAUAGUCUUACACGAUUUUCCUUCCUGUGGUAUUUGCUCACAGUUUCUUCCUACUGCCUCUCCUCCCUUCUCCAACUGUGGAACCCCGCCCAUCCUUCCAGGCCGAGCUCUUUUGUCCGCCCCUGCCCCAUCAGCCCUUCCCUUAGGUACCUGCCCAGUAGCAGCACAAGGCCAAACCCUCAUGUGGGCUUUUAAGAUGGCACUCUAGCCCUCUCAGCCACCAAUCAGAUCCUGUGUUUUGAGUCCCAAAGGCCAUGCCAAGAAUUGGCUUUGAGGCACUUUAAUCCCCAAAGAAGAUUGUAACCUUCCCCACAAUCUUCUUCAGCCCACCUCUCCCAAAACCACUUUAAAUAAAUGUCAUUUAAAGUAA
Molecule: messenger RNA, 2830 nt
Organism: Loxodonta africana (African savanna elephant)
Lineage: Eukaryota; Metazoa; Chordata; Mammalia; Proboscidea; Elephantidae
Gene: RUSF1
Product: RUS family member 1
Exons: 13
Coding region: 25-1431 (468 amino acids)
Source: RefSeq, a predicted model, not a curated record